AUGAGUCGCCCAAAUGAGGGUGGAGGUCAGCCUGUGCUUGAGGGUGAAGCUUCGGGCCCUAAUUAUGGGGCAGUGAACGGAGUGGUUCCCGGACAUGGAGCACGAAGGACAGGUGCAACGUCUGCGUUGCCGCUUGGAAGAGCAGUGUCUGUGACAGAUGUUCGGAGGUCUGAUUCUAGUGGUCAGGCUGAUGUGCAAGGGACUAUACCUGCUGUAAGUGAUGAGCCCUCUACGUCUACGACCCUACCAACCGGACUGGGCGCGACGCACGGCACGCAUGCACAACCUACGACUCAGCAGCCUACAGCUCCACUUGCACAGCCGCCACAGCCAGCAACAGCCCCAGCGCAAUCACAGUCUGCAGCACCAGAGCCACCGCAGCUAACAACUACGACUUUGGAACCACAGCGUAUUGCACCACCUCCACCACCGCCGCAGCCGCUGCCGCAACGUCCGCUACAACAUGCAGUGCAUCAGUUGCAAAGGACAGCAGUUGUGCAGGCCGUUCAGGCCAGAGCGCAGCGUGCAUUGCAUAGCGUUCGAGGAGAGGAUGUGUUUUCUUCUGCAGAGAGUUUGGUUGGUUCACCGCAGUCCGUCCUGCCUCGUGAAGAUGAAGGACGGAGUCAGAAUGGCUGGUCGGUGACACGCAUCAGUGAGGUGCUUCAUCGGCGUUUCGUUGCUCCUGUACUGGAGCACGUUGGCGGUUCUGAUAGACCUGUGGGGCCUUCACCUACCUGGCACUCUCCCUCGAACCAAGGCUUUGAGGAGCAACCCCUGAUGACUGCGGAGACUCGGCAAGCUAUGGCAGAAUGGACGGCGAGGCCUACCUCUUUGACGCUUCCUGUUGGUGAACGAGUUCAUCGAGAUGAUAGCUCAGCUGGCAGUGUGAACAGGGAGGCUGUGAUGGAAGAGGUGAAGAGGCAAGUUCAACUUGCCAUGCAAAGUCGGGACCAGGAGGUGCGGACCCUCAAGGACCAGAAUGAAGAGCUGAAGCGUGCCUUGGAUGCCUCAGCUCAGUUGUUGAACGAAGUGAUGAUUGCGGGUGGAGAGGAGUCUGCGCCAGGACUUCGAGGGACCUCAGCGGGUCUUUCUGGCAAUGAACCAGGAGGCGUACCUGCGGGUGAAGGCGAAGGUGCAAGAAGGCGACCUAGUGCUCCCCCCGGUCUUGAAGGACGUUUGAACCCACCAGUUCACAAACCUUUCGGCCAAGGACGGGGUGAACCGGCCUACUUUGACAGACUGUUGCGUUACGACUUGGCCGAAAACUUCUUAACUCUGUUGCUGGAAAGCUGA
Molecule: messenger RNA, 1293 nt
Organism: Symbiodinium sp. CCMP2592
Lineage: Eukaryota; Dinophyceae; Suessiales; Symbiodiniaceae
Source: the annotation of a GenBank genome assembly